This is a messenger RNA of Hyposmocoma kahamanoa, 1381 nucleotides long. RefSeq names its product transmembrane protein 185A. The coding region runs from base 1 to 1083 and encodes 360 amino acids. The transcript has 7 exons. The record is from RefSeq and is a predicted model, not a curated record. NCBI's taxonomy places the organism in Eukaryota, Metazoa, Arthropoda, Insecta, Lepidoptera, Cosmopterigidae.
AUGUGCAUGGAAAUGAAUUUACAAACCCUAUUUCAGGAUUUUAAUCCUAGCAAAUUCGUCGUACACAGUUGUUUACUGGUUUUCACAGCUCUGUUAGCUUUAAAGUUGGACGAGGCCAUAUCAUGGUCGUACUGGGCUGUGUUUACACCCAUAUGGGUGUGGAAAUUCCUCGUUGUUUUGGGUGCUACAGUGGGGACGUAUGUUUGGUGGCAGUACCCCCACUUCAGGUUAGAAGGCGAAGCAUACAUCCACUACAAAGCAAUGCUAAUAAGUUUGGCCAUCCACUUGAUCUUGCUCAUGUUUGAGCUGCUGGUCUGUGAUCAGAUGACUUCAGGGCGCCAUGUGUGGAUCUUAGUCUUCAUCCCGCUUAUCUUCAUUAGCAUUGUCUCUAUUGCCAUUUGCAUAUGGUCUGUAAAGCACGAUAGGAGUUAUGAGUUGGAGUUAUUUUGCGCCGUAAAUAUCCUCCAGUUUAUAUUCCUAGCUUUGAAACUGGAUGGCUUUAUCCAAUGGUCGUGGGAGGUUGUGUUUGUACCGCUCUGGAUACUUAUGUGCCUCAGUCUAGUGGGGGUGUUAUACAGUAUCAUAUUUGCUGGCAUACUGUUGCGUACACCGGAGGUGAACAUACAGCAGCGUCGCACCAGCUUCAAUUCAGCACUGGCAUACACGUUCACUGUCAUACCUAUUCUAGCAUUUCAGGUACUAUUGACAAAUAAACUGGACGACGGAAUAUCACUGUCGUACACCGUGGUCGUGAGUCCACUCUUUGUCAGUUAUGGGACGCUCAUCAUUAUGUCCUUCAGUUCGAAAGGAGGGAAUAAAUGGUGGUUUGGCAUAAGGAAAGAUUUCUGCCAUUUCCUACUGUCGGUAUUCCCGUUACUCCAGGAAUACGCAAACAUCGCGUAUAAUAAUAACGUAAAUCGAGGCUCCAAUGUAAUACCUACGGAGCCACCCGUCAAUCAGGAGCCUUAUAGAGACGAGGAGGUCAAAACCGUCAAAGAGAGUAAAAAAGGAGUCAAGAAUCAGAAGAAAAAUGAAGCUAUGAAACCAGUUGUACCUAUAACGAGUAUAGACAUGCCAGACUGAUAUGCUGGACUCAUGAAAUCGAUGAUAUUAACGUGUGUUCACUUGUUUAUAUUAGUUUCGUUUUAGUGGGAUUUAUUUUACAGAUGUUAUUGGAAGUUUAAUAUUGUUUUAUCACGUUUUGCCUAUAAUCCAGUGGGACCGCUAAUAAUUUUAUUUCCGUAUAGAUGGUACUUAGUUAUGAAAUCAUUUCGAUGAUUUGUUACUGGGUGUAAACCCAAUGUCACUUAAAGAUGAAGCCGUUGCGUUGACCUAUGAUAAUGGAUAGAGCCCAAUGGCGCUUAAAGAUGAAAUCGUUGCG